AUGGCACAUAAAAGAACGAAAAAUCAACUUCGACGGGAGAAAUUAAAGAAGAAAAAGAUAGAAGAGUCAAGUAAAGACGAAAUAAGUGAAAAUAAGAAAGAUAUCAAUGACAAGACUAAGCCGGAAUUGAAAGAAUCAACCACAAUUAUAGAGAUAGAUGAAAAUGAGAAUCUACUAAAAGAAUUUGAAUCAGUCAUCAACAAAUUCAAUAUACCGAAAAUAGAUCCCAAGGAACAAGCAUUGGAGGUAGUUUCGAAUGAAAAUGUUGUACCUUUACCAUCGUCAUCAAGUUCAGAAUCGUCAGAUGAAUCGUCAGAUGAAUUAUCAAAUGAAGAAUCACAAUCAAAUAAACUUUCCAAAAGACAGCUACGAAUUCGAAAUAAAAUUCCCCUAUCAUCAUUAAAAUUGUCAACUCACAAACCAGAACUGGUGGAAUGGUAUGAUGUUGAUGCUCAAGACCCAUAUUUCUUGGUUUAUCUUAAAACUCGACCAAAUACAAUCCCUGUACCAUCUCAUUGGAGUUCAAAAAGAGACUAUUUAUCUUCCAAAAGAGGAAUUGAACGACCUCCUUUUAAAUUACCAAAAUUUAUUAGAGACACAGGGAUAGAAGAAAUGAGACAAGUUAUAAAUCCUGAAGAUAAAACAAUGAAACAACAACAAAGAGAUAAAUUUCAAGUUAAAUUAGGUAAAUUAGAUAUUGAUUAUAAUAAAUUAUACGCUGCAUUUUUCAAACAUCAACAAAAACCUAGAACUUCAAAAUUUGGAGAAUUAUAUGAAGAAGGUAAAGAAUUGAUUGAUGAAAUGAGUUUAGAAAUUCGGAAAUAUAAACCCGGUGUUGUAUCAAAUGAAUUAAGAAAAGCUUUAGGAAUGACUGAUGAUACUAAAAUUAAACCCGCAUGGAUCACUAUAAUGGAAGAUAUUGGGAAACCACCAUCUUACAAAGAAUUAAUUAUACCAGGAUUAGAUGAACCAUAUAGUAAUACAGGGUAUAAAGAUAAAUAUGCUAAUACUGAUGUCAAAUAUGAACAUUUUGGUAAGAUACGAACAUUAAUUGAUUCCGAAAGUGAUGAUGAUGAUGAUGAUGAUGAUGAUGAUGAUGAUGAUGAUGAUGAUGAUGAGGAUGAGAAUGAGGAGGAUGAGGAUUUAGAAGAAGAUGAUGAUGAUGAUAAAUUGGAAGUAGAUGAUGAUGACCGUGGUGAAAAAGUGGAUGGGAAGUUGGAGACUAAAGUGGAUCCGUCAAUACCAACUCAGGUAUCUACCAUUGAAUUAGUGUCUGGUUUACAAUAA
Lodderomyces pseudojiufengensis is the source of this 1287-nucleotide messenger RNA. RefSeq names its product U2 snRNP complex subunit. The record is from RefSeq and is a predicted model, not a curated record. Gene Ontology annotation, biological process: mRNA splicing, via spliceosome. Gene Ontology annotation, cellular component: U2 snRNP; catalytic step 2 spliceosome; U2-type spliceosomal complex. NCBI's taxonomy places the organism in Eukaryota, Fungi, Ascomycota, Pichiomycetes, Serinales, Debaryomycetaceae. Bases 1 to 1287 code for a protein of 428 amino acids. The transcript has a single exon.